ACUUAUUUACUUCGUUCUUCAUUCUCCAAAUUAAAGCAUCUUCUUCUCUUGUGCAUUAUGUCCUCCAAAUCUACUCUUGUAAUCUUCUUCUUAUGCCUCUGCUUGCAUGCAUGUAAUGGACGACGCCAUCUUAGGACCGCUGGCGAAGGUUCUAACACAAUAUCGCAUUUUUCUACCACGGUUUUGGAAAGUAGUCGUCAAUUCCUGAAGAAGGAUUCAUCAGUUCAUCAAGGAGGAAGCAACGAAGAUGACACUGUUAAUGAGCUUGAAGUUGAAGAUCAAUCCAAGUCUUCUGUUAAGGAAUCGAAACUGCACGGUAGAAAAAUGUCAGGUGUUGUUCCUAUCAAGCCUCCUGCUUCAGUUUCCAGGAGUGUACCUGGCAAGAACCACAAUGGACAUCCCGGUUUCUUCUCCGAUUACUCUAGGCCCAAAAGACAUCCUCCUUGUCACAAUUAAAUUAAUCUUGAUUAAUUAUUUUUGUUCUUUUAUCCACAAGUAAUACGAAGUAUAUAUUGAACUUGACUCUUCGGGUCAAGUGACUCUAGCCACGCUUGUAAAGUU
Rubroshorea leprosula is the source of this 561-nucleotide messenger RNA. The record is from the annotation of a GenBank genome assembly. Lineage: Eukaryota; Viridiplantae; Streptophyta; Magnoliopsida; Malvales; Dipterocarpaceae.